Messenger RNA from Scutellospora calospora, 206 nucleotides. Lineage: Eukaryota; Fungi; Glomeromycota; Glomeromycetes; Diversisporales; Gigasporaceae. The record is from the annotation of a GenBank genome assembly.
AAUUUUAUUCAUCACAAGAAUGGGAAUAUGAACGUGUAUUAAAAAGUAUUAGAAAUGAUAUUAGUGUCAAGAUUUGGUAUGUUCCCUGUAAUCUCGGAAUUGCCUGCAGAGGAAUUGGUACUGUAUCAGCGCUGGUUGGCGACGUAAAGGCACGAGCUUUGGUGGCAUGGGUCAAUAACGGGUUUUUACGUGUAUGUGUUUUGUAG